Molecule: messenger RNA, 528 nt
Organism: Helobdella robusta
Lineage: Eukaryota; Metazoa; Annelida; Clitellata; Rhynchobdellida; Glossiphoniidae
Exons: 4
Coding region: 1-528 (175 amino acids)
Biological process (GO): regulation of apoptotic process
Molecular function (GO): protease binding; death domain binding
Source: RefSeq, a predicted model, not a curated record
AUGGCGAUGAUGACAGAAGAACAUAAGAGACUUUUAAAAGUUAAUCAUUUCAAUAUUCUGGAACGGAUCGUUGAUGUUGACGCUGUCCUGGACCACCUCUUCCAAAUGGAAAUCAUUUCCAAAGAUACCUUGGAAAAGAUUAACUUGAAACAGACAAUCAAAGACAAAGCUCGAGCACUUAUGUUACAAUUGGCGAGAUUGAGUGAGGAAGCAUACCAUGCAUUCUUAUUGGCUCUCCUGCGGACCAAUCAGAUCGAGCUUGCUAGACUAUUUGACCCAAAUUACGAAGGCCCCGAUACUGUUGAUAAAGAUGCCAGUGAAAUUUCAUUGAUAGAAACUUUCAAAUUUGAAGAUCUCCAAACAGAAAUGAUGUCAGACGCUGAAGUUUACAUGCAUAUUAAGGAUAAGCGGAAUUACAAGCUGCCCUUCUUGGAAAGAAACUCAGAUAUGAUAUAUGGCAGGGUUCUCAUCAUAAACAAUAUCGAAUUUGAUAUAUUAGACAGAAGGACUGGUUUGUUUGUUGAAUGA